Sinocyclocheilus rhinocerous is the source of this 1562-nucleotide messenger RNA. RefSeq names its product actin-fragmin kinase-like. Gene Ontology annotation, molecular function: protein binding. The coding region runs from base 186 to 1454 and encodes 422 amino acids. The record is from RefSeq and is a predicted model, not a curated record. The transcript is spliced from 8 exons. NCBI's taxonomy places the organism in Eukaryota, Metazoa, Chordata, Actinopteri, Cypriniformes, Cyprinidae. Gene Ontology annotation, cellular component: Golgi apparatus.
GCCAGAGACCCUCUUGAGAAAAAAGCAAACCACAGAAGAUCCUUCUUCGCCCCUCCUUCUCGAGUACUGGUAUUGGCCGCUAUACUUCACAUCAUCGCUUAUCUUUUCAAUGAAGAUCAAGGGAGGGCAGACGUUCAACGACGAUUUUGAGCGAGAUUAACCCAUGAGACUCUCAGAGCCUGAGCAUGAACCAGAGGAGAGGUGCUUGUUUGUGGACCUCAGUGCCUCAGCACUGCCCCGCACCAUGUGAUCGUUACAAGCAUGCGUCUUGUGCCUACAGAGGCCAUGUUUACGUACUAGGAGGCAGAGAAAAAUGCUCACUCAGAGAUUUCUGGAAAUAUAAUGUGGUCUGUGACAAGUGGGCCGAGCUUCCCUAUGAUAGCGAAGAAGCACCUGAAGAACUGGAAGAGCACACAAUGGUAGCAUAUCAGGGAUUUAUGUAUGUCUUCGGAGGAAUGCAAGACUCAUCAUAUACUAACUCAAAAACACCUCUUUGGGUAUUUGAUACAGUUAAAGAGUGCUGGAUUAACUGGAAAACAGGGAGUGACACUUUACAGGGAGUGACACUAGCAAACAGAAAAGGGCACAGUGCUGUUAUCUUUGGGUCAUCUAUGUAUGUCUACGGUGGAUACAUUGAUAUAAGAGGAUCAACAAAGGAAUUCUGGAAAUUUGAUUUUGAUUCUAGGGUGUGGUCGCUCCUAAGCAGUGUACAAGGUGGGCCUGGUCCCAGACAUGGUCACUCAGCUAUGACAUACCAGGACUCUAUGUACCUUUAUGGUGGCCUGCAGGGCCUGAGGGAACAGAAGGACCUGUGGAUCUGGAGUUCUGCCAGUCAAACCUGGAGUUGCAUCAAAUUCCAUUCAGGUCCUCCCAGGCUGGUUGGUCACUCUGCUGUAUUGUUUAAGGACAGCAUGCUCAUCUUUGGUGGUGGGGAAACCCAGAGCUCUCCUCAGAGCAGCUUGUGGAGGUUCAACCUGGAAACACAAACUUGGAAGAAGCUAGCAUUGUUGCCUGAAUCCCCGUCUCUAUGCCGGAUCCAUCACUGCAGCAUUGGCCUAGGUCAGAGUUUCCAGCCAACGGCCCCAAACAGUGUCUAUUUAAGGGAAAUACCCAACUCUCACAACAUCAAUAACAAGCUAAGACCAUUUAAGAACAAGUGCCAACCAUCCCGCCCCACUUUGCAAGAGCCCUGUAUUGAGCUCCAGACUUUCCACAUGGACAAUAAGAAGCAUUCACCAGAUUUUAGUAUUGCACUGAAAGACACAAAGCUGAAAGGAAGCUGUCUCACCUUUGAGAACCAGGAGGCUAUUAGCGAGAAGCGGAAUAGUGUUGACCUGGCAGAGGAAACGGAGGAUGCCAUGUUUCUCCAUAUGCCUGACUUGCUGUUAGUCCUGGGCGGUAAACCUCUACAAGGACAGCAUGUGAUUUCAGUGUGGCAUAUGACAGUGGCAUAAAUCUGUUGUUUUUAGUGCAUUCUACUACUUUCUCUGUGAGAAAUUAAUGGGCCUUAGCAACACUACUAAUAUCCAGUGGGAGAACAAUUGAAUUCAGUAAUGUACAAA